This is a messenger RNA of Lingula anatina, 6257 nucleotides long. RefSeq names its product plexin-B. Gene Ontology annotation, cellular component: semaphorin receptor complex; plasma membrane. Gene Ontology annotation, biological process: regulation of cell shape; positive regulation of axonogenesis; negative regulation of cell adhesion. Lineage: Eukaryota; Metazoa; Brachiopoda; Lingulata; Lingulida; Lingulidae. The record is from RefSeq and is a predicted model, not a curated record. Gene Ontology annotation, molecular function: semaphorin receptor activity.
UAUGCACUGUUAAAAUAACAACAUCAGUGAGGUCAUUUUGGGCCAAGUUACAACGUACGGUAGUCAACCUCAUCAACCAGGAAGUGAUUUUUGAUUGUUAAUUGAUAGCAGUCGGAAAAUUCGCUUAAAGCAGAAUAAGACCCUUUUGUAAAGUCUUCCAGUUCUUCGUGUAAGUAUCAACAUGAAUUGUACUUGUAUUAAAUGCAUCGUAUAAUUAUUUUUUAAUUGUACUAAAAUAUGAACAGUGUACUUGUAAAUAGGCUUUGGAGUAAUUGGUUAUUUAAAAAUGACGCCCAAUGCAUGUACCCCCUACAUUUCACAAUAUGAUCAUCAAUCCUGGUACGUUGUGUACAUUGUAUGACUUUUAAGUAUUAAAAUACUACUGAUUUGGGGUAUAGUGAACUGUUGUGAUACCCAUAACUAGCGACUUUAAUUAUGACAUUGGUCCCCAGCUCAAUAAAGCGUACUUUUUUCUGUAUACAUGUAUGGUAUAUAUGGAGGUCGGAUUACACCGUCCUCUGUGUCUGUGUCAUAUAAAAUCAUUUUAUAUACGAGUAUGUUCCUGUUUGAAAAUAAAAACGGUUUUCAAUUUCAGGACCUAUUAUAAAGAAUGUACCAGACGAUAAUGAAUUUCGUGACAUUUCUAUUCCUCUCCGUAGUAUUCCAUCUCUGCGAUAUAGCCUUCACCUCCACAAUUGUCAGUUUUUUUCCAAGAAGACAGACAGCAGUAGAGUUUAACAACAUGGCUAUUGAUAACGCCACUGGGACUGUAUAUGUUGGAGCUGUUAAUAUUCUUUACAGACUGGAUGGUGACUUACAACUAUUACAAAACGUAACGACUGGACCAGUCACGGAUAGUCCAUACUGUAGCCCUCCUCCUUCUCCCUGCUCACAGGGAACGCCCACAGACAACUACAACAAAAUUUUGGUAGUAGACCAGUCUAGGGGUAAACUGAUAUUAUGUGGUAGUGUAUAUCAAGGUACUUGUGAGUCUAGACCAGUCACUAAUUUAUCGCAGGUUACUACAUAUCUUGGCUCUGACCCACUGGAGAAUUUCAUUGCCGCCAAUUCUCCCGAUGCUUCCACUGUGGCUUUUAUAGCACCGGGGCCCAACUCACAGGACGUGUUAUAUGUGGCUUCUACAUAUACUGGACAGGGGUAUGUUGGUAGGCUUCGGGGGCAGGUAGCAGCUGUAAGUAGCAGAUCUCUUCAGACACUGGAAUUAACGAACUACAACGCUCUGUCCGGUAUAGGAACGUAUAUAACCCUCUCUCACACACGCAGUUCUUAUAUAGUGCAUUAUGUUGCUGGAUUUUCAUUGGAUGGUUAUAGUUAUUUCAUCACGAACCAAAAGACAACUCUUUUUAGUACAGAGUAUGAAUCGAGAUUAAUUCGAAUCUGCCAGAAUGAUGCCAACUACUACUCAUACUUCGAAAUGCCUUUGCAUUGCGCAGGAACCAAUCCUAACGUGUGGUUCAAUGUCCCAAAAUCAAUAUCAGUGGCAAAACUGGGAAAUAAUUAUGUACUAUUGGGUACUUUUGUCAGAGGAUCUAGUUCAGCUUUAUGUGUAUUUUCAAUGGAUAACAUAAACGUGUUAAUAAAAGACAAAUACGAGCAGUGUUACGGUGGGAAUGGAAAUACUGAGGCUGAACAGUUCCCAGGAGGGUUAAGACAAUGUGUUUCUGUUGCACCAGACUGGUAUUACUACGGGUCAAACUACUGUAACCAUGACUAUCGGGGUGUUAACUCACCACUGGUGUCAACCACCCAGGCAACAUCAACCCCUGCUCUGACAACCACUUCGUCCAUAUGGACAGCAGUAGCCACCACAACCACCACCAGCUACACUGUGGCUUUUGUAGGAACUGCUGAUGGACAACUAAAGAAGAUACUAAUUCAGUCCAAUACAUCUGCUGUAGAAUAUGCAUCAGUACAAGUGUCAAACGAUGAGGUAAAAGAUAUACAGUUAGACGGCACAGGAGAGAACGUGUAUGUUAUGGCCAAAUACAAGGUCAGUAAAUUAAAGGCAGAAGACUGUGCUAGUUUCAGUAGUUGUGAUGAGUGUUUGGCAUCCAGAGAUCCGUUCUGUGGAUGGUGCAGUCUGGAGAACAAAUGCAGCAGAAAAAGCCAGUGCUCGGAUGCAGAUGGCGUCGAAAGAUGGCUUCCCUUUGAUAAUGGACAGUGUACCAAGAUCAAUAACAUUGCACCAUCAAACACACCUCUAGCCAGACCCACACAGGUGAACAUGUCAGUUAACCUCCUACCCCCAGGCCAGACCUACCAGUGUGUGUUUGAUACCACAGCUGUCACUGCCACAGUCACUGGGGGGAACUUGGUGACAUGUGACAUACCCACAAGUUUACCUACUAUACCAGUUGGGGACGAUCACAUUACAAUAGCAUUAUCUAUCAAAUCAGUAACGACUGGAGUAAGGUUUUUAAUGACCAACUUCACAUAUUUUGACUGUGGCGCUCACUCAGGGUGUGUGUACUGUACCAGCAGUAGUUGGGCCUGUGACUGGUGUAUAUAUGUGUCCUGUACCAGCAGUAGUUGGGCCUGUGACUGGUGUAUAUAUGCUAACACGUGCACCCACGCCAGCAGUACUUGUAGUCCUAGUGGAGGGGUGAUACCAGGACAAAAUAGUCAUGUCAGUGUAGGUAUUAAAGGUCCCACCCUGUGCCCCCAGCUUCUGCCACGUGCACAGGACGUCCUGUUACCUGCUGGGGUACCUAAAAUGAUCUCAUUGAUUGGGAAGAACCUACCUGUGCCACAUGUAAAGAUUCACUUAAAUGUGGUUCUUUUAAAUCACGCUGGCCAAGGUGGUUACCAAUGUAAGAUAGGCACUAACACAGUCCCAGCUAUCAGACAGAGUGAUAGUGCCAUAGACUGUCAGGGCCACGCUUUUAUAUACACAGCCAAUACAGGUCAGGAAAAACACAAAAUCCAAGUGAUCUGGAACAAUAACCAUGUGAUUGAUCAACCGAUCGGCUCUCAAGUCAGUGCAACCCUGUACAAGUGUGACGUCAUGGGCACCACAUGUGGCACAUGUAUUGGUGCCGUGGAUACAAAGUUUGGAUGUGCUUUCUGUGGAGGAACGUGCAAGUACCGCCCAACAUGCAGUGUUCCAGCUGACAGCACUUGUCCUAAUGUCAUCAUCAACUGGGUUUCUCCACUGAGUGCCCCAGUUGAAGGUCACACAAAGGUCACCAUCAAUGGUACCAAUUUAGGCAUAUCUGAUGCCAGCAUACCCACUGUUAGACUGGCAGGCGUGGCCUGUAGACCUGUUGUAGAAGACUAUGUGGUGUCAAAAAGCAUUGUGUGUACGGCAGCAGAAACUCCAGGCAGGUUGGCCAGGAAUGGUUCCAUAGAGGUCCAGGUCCAGGGUUUGGGCAAAGUAUACCGCUACUCCAACCAAUUCAGAUAUGUGGACCCCAAGCUGGAGACAGUGUUCCCAGUGAAAGGUCCCAUGUCUGGUGGCACCAGGCUGACCGUGAAGGGGAAAGAUCUUAAUGCUGGCAACCUGGACAAUAUUAGCCUAACCCUAGGAGAGGAAAUGUUGCCUUGUAUUGUAGAUAGAAGCACAAUUGGCAGCCAUUCCACCAUUUGUACCACUCCAGGGGUCAGUAGGCCAAAUGUCGUGACCUCUGUCAGGAUGCUUUUUGACGGCAGUGUAAGAAUGCUGGACCAGGGCCCCUUCACAUACACUGAUGACCCUGUGGUGGACAAGAUAAUGCCACUUACCAGCUUCGCCAGUGGAGGACGGAUGUUGACAGUCACUGGAAAGUAUUUUGACUCAAUUCAACAGCCAAAGAUGUUUGUUUGGAGGGGAAAGGAAAAGUCGCACACAACGGAUUGUCUCCAUAUACCAGAAAUGUCCAGUACCACAUUAACAUGCCCAUCGCCAAGAGCGCCUAACGGGAUUCAUCCAACGCUUCAAGACACUUCAGGUUCCUUGCGCCUGAAGAGACAGUCGGACACCAAUACUAUCGCGAAGAUUGGCUUUAUAAUGGACGGAGUGGCAGCAGUGCAGAAUUUAACAAACAUCACUUCAACUCUUCAAUAUGUUGUGGACCCGUUGUUCCAGAAUUUGACCAGCGACGGUUCCGGUGUGAAAUAUCAAUCUAACACCAGCUUCGUAAUACGAGGACAUUAUCUCAACUUUGCCGCAAGCGAAGCAGACGUGACUGUUCUGAUUGGUGGGCAUAACUGUGACGUCACGGGUUUGGCUCCCAGUGUUCUCGUUUGCACACCGCCACAUUUUGAUUACGGAGAUAAACUGGUAGCUAUACGUAUGGGUAAUUUAGAGUACCAAGUGGGAUAUCUAAACUAUGGGGAUCCUCCGACAGUUCAUCCUGCAGCCAACUAUGGCUGGGUAGCCGGGCUAAUUGUCCCUAUUUUUGCUUUAUCUGUCAUUGGAAUCGUUACUGGAGUCGUUGUCUACAAAAGACGUGCAAAACGAGCUACUACCAAUCACAAAGGCGCCAGUGACACGGAUUACCUCGGUUUAAGCAGUCAAUUUACACCACCGCGUGUUAUCAACACUAUAGAGGACGCCUUGAUGCUGGUGAAAGAUGGCGACUUAAAGGUUGCUCUAAAGCCUGUACUGGUGAGCAGAGACCGGAUUAAAAUUGGAAAAUUAAUAGGCACCGGGCAUUUCGGUUGUGUAUUUGAAGCAGUUUACGAAGACAGCGAACAUUAUAACCCGUCAAAAGUAGCCGUGAAAACGUUUCAAGGAAAGGGUGCAGACAUUCAGCACCUAGAUGAAUUCCUCAGAGAAGGAGCUCUGAUGACGUCAUUCCGCCAUGAACACGUGUUGACAAUACUCGGGAUAUGCUUCGAAGUUGACGGCAACCCCAUGAUUAUACUACCAUACAUGGCCAAUGGAGAUCUCAAAACUUACAUCGAGAAUCCUAAGAAUGCACCUACUGGACUACAGCUGCUACAGUUUGGUUUGGACGUAGCCCGGGGCAUGGAAUAUCUUGCUGAGAACAAAUUUGUCCAUCGGGAUUUGGCUGCUAGAAACUGCAUGCUAGAUGACCAGCUGCGCGCCAAAGUGGCCGAUUUUGGACUGACUCGUGACGUGUAUACCAAGGAAUAUUACAGUUCCAGAGACAAGCAGGCCAAGUUGCCGGUGAAAUGGAUGGCGCCAGAGUCCAUGGAGAGGAACGUUUACACUUUUAGAUCUGAUGUGUGGUCUUACGGCGUACUACUUUGGGAGCUGUUCACUCGCGGUAAGGUGCCGUAUCCUGGUGUAGACGGAUGGGAUGUUCUGCAGUUCUUAAAACUUGGGAGAAGAUUGGACCAACCCGACUACUGUCCUCAGCAAGUGUACCAGCUAAUGCUGAAGUGCUGGUCAUGGGAGCCAGAGGAGCGACCAGACUUCACCUCUAUCGUAACACAAAUAGAGGAGACAGUGAGAGUCAACAUGGAAGUUGGUGGAGAACCUGGUAACAAUGAACAUGGAAAAGGGGGUGGUGAUUAUCCUAUGUACAUUGAAGUGUUCUAGGUACAAUGUAACAUAUGUAAAUAAUUUAGUCCAGUCGAUUUUUGGACAGUGCUUUUUAUUUGAUCUUUGCUAUGAGGAUGACGACAUAUGGAUUUGGUACCUUUUGUACCUGCAUAUUUUAUCUCAGCUGUAUGUUUAUUAAUGAUCUUAAGAAAUCACAUGGACAUGUUAUAUUAUGUUGGACAAUUAAGAAAAAAAAUGAGACUGCUUUCACUAUUGUUGAAUCUAGGUGUUUUUAGACUAUGGGUUAUCACAUGAUGCGCAUGCCACGUAAGAGUGCAUUCAGAACGGAUGACCAUCAGAGAAUUAGUGGCAUCGCUUUUUCAGUGGGGUCGGCCAUAUUUAGUCGGCGUCUCAGUUAGUCCGCUGAUCAUGUUCUGAAUGCGCUCUUAGAACAAAUUUGGACCACCGGCAGUGAUCAAGGACGCGGAAAUUGUUGGGCAAAGACAAAGUGAAAACUUUAAUGGCGUUUCACUAUUUAAUAGAAUCCAAUAGAAUUUCACACUUCUUGAGUAUCAUAUAUUACCUUUAAAAUAUGUUUUCUUGAUAUCAGAUAUCUUGCAAAUCAAACCAUACACUAUUAUACUGGAGGAGAUUAAGCAGAGUACUGAGCACGGCAAAUACACAUACAAAGAAGAACACAAAACCAGAGAAUGCAAGAGAUACAGACAGAGAGAAUUAGCGAGAAUAAGCACCGUUUAUCACAGUUUUAUUCUUCUUAUCAAUUUUUAAUAAAUACCUGUAUAACUAU